GUUGAUGUCUAGACAGUUGCUCUUUUAAAUUAAUUCUGUCUGUCCGAACUUUUUGCAACUCUAUAACAGGAGUACACCUUGUGUAGUGAUGUUUUCGCGAUCCUGCCAAGUUUUUUUUCAGAUUUUUAUUUUAUUCUUCUAAUUGAUUUUCUAAGAAAGUCUUACAUCCAGUCUCAGAUCGUAUGACAAAACCAAGUACUCUGGCCCCUUUCUUCAUUUCAAUUUCGGUAUUUUUGAAUACUUUUACCGCCUCAUUGUAUUUUUCAUCUUUUACAGUGAGCUGACACUUCGAUGCCUUUACAUGAUAUCCGAAGUGUUUUCCGUGUUUGAUAAUGUUGUCAAGAACUCUUCGCAGGCUUUUCUACUGCUACAAGUGUGCGAAAACGUUCGUAAUUUACAUUUUCAAUUCUUUUUAUAAAAGCUCGAAUCAAUUGGUGAUUUUCUUCAUUGUUGUUUAUCUACAUUUCCAGAUUAGUUGCUUAGAUAUCAAAUCGUUCUGUGAAGAUGUCAUCGCUUGCUACGAAAUGCCCAUCCUUUUUCAAUUUAAGAAGAUAUCCAUUAGCAAAAAUGACGUGUGAGAAGUAUGAAAAAGCAGUCAAUAUUUCGAACUCAAUUCAGCCAGACUGGAAAAUGGUAGGUAGUUCUAUCAGCAUUGCACAAAGGAGGAUGGAUGCAUUUCCGCGAUAUUUAGAAAGAGCUGGCAUAACGCAAGACGAUUUGAGUAGACUCAAUGUUGUACACGUUAGCGGAACAAAAGGAAAAGGCUCAGUGUGCGCGUUUACGGAAAGUGUACUUAGAAGUUCAGGGUUUAAAACUGGUUUUUUGAGUUCUCCUCAUUUGAUUGAUCUUGUCGAACGAGUGAGAAUCAACGGGAAGCCUAUUUCACAGGAGCAGUUCGCUGAUUAUUUUCUUGAGGUUUAUAACAAGCUUUGGUCAUUGAGACGUGACGAUUUUGAUAUGCCUUUUUUCAUCUUUAUAGUGAAUAUUUUAGCCUUCAAAAUCUUCCUUGACGAAAAAGUUGAUGUCGCUGUCUUAGAAGUUGGCUUGGGCGGUACUUUUGACCCAACAAAUAUUGUCAGGAAACCCGCUGUAUGCGGAGUAACAGCUCUGCAUUUUGAUCACCAAAGCAUUCUAGGAGACAGUAUUGAAGAAAUCGCUUGGAAUAAAGCAGGAAUUUUCAAACCUGGUGUUCCAGCUUUUACCAUAGAACAACCCAUUCCUGGAGCGUUGAGUAAACUGAAUCAAUGCGCCGAGGAAAAGGGCGUCAAAUUGCAAACAGUUAGAAUGAAUACGGAACUGGAGGACGUAGAGUUAGGAUUAGAAGGUGGCCAUCAGAAAACCAAUGCAUCAUUGGCUGUCAGACUCAGCAAUGGAUGGGCCGAGCAAAUGGGUUAUGGAAUGUUAGAUCGCGUUAAGGUAACACGAGGCUUACAGAAUGUGAGAUGGCCUGGGCGCUGUGAAACAGUGAAAGUCGGUGACAAUCUGACAUUUUACCUAGACGCUGCGCAUACAGCAGAAAGUUUGAAACUAUGUCUAGAAUGGUUCAAAACAAAAUUGCAAUUCGAACACGAGCAGAAUGUGAAGAAAGUCUUAGUUUGUACUUUUACACUUGAAAGAAAUGACGAGAAUUUCCUACGAAUUUUUAACAAUGAGGUCUCUUUUGAUCACGUGAUUUUGACGACACCUAUUUUGGAUUCAGACAAUUCGUUUAGGCAUAAUGAUGCUAGGACUGUCGUAUCUAUGCACAUAGAUAGAUGUCAUCGAAAUAUGGCGAUAUGGAAGGAGCUAAACAACAGAUCAGAUGUAUCAGUAGAAGAGCACAUUGACGGUGCUAUAAGCUCGCUGAGAAAUAUUUCCGACAAUGCCCAUAUCUGUGUUUUGGUCACUGGGAGCCUUUAUCUUGUAGGCGGUGUUCUGAAGUUGUUGGAGGAUAUAACUGACUCAAAGCAACAGUGUAACUAGAAUGUUGACUAACAAUGUGGACUACUAAAGGUUGCCUUCCACUACUACUACUACAAAAAUCUAUUACUGGACUGACUCAAACUUGAGCGAUAACUGAAUUGUAUAUAUGUAAAUAUUUGUACAUACUUGAGUGUUUAAAAUACUGGAACAGAUGUGACAAAUUGUAUAUUUGUAGAUAUUUGUACAUACUUGUAAAUAUUUGAAUAAUUGUUAAAAAUUGCCUCGAAA
Messenger RNA from Symsagittifera roscoffensis, 2190 nucleotides. Its product is annotated as folylpolyglutamate synthase, mitochondrial-like. The record is from RefSeq and is a predicted model, not a curated record. Lineage: Eukaryota; Metazoa; Xenacoelomorpha; Acoela; Convolutidae. Gene Ontology annotation, molecular function: tetrahydrofolylpolyglutamate synthase activity; ATP binding. Gene Ontology annotation, biological process: tetrahydrofolylpolyglutamate biosynthetic process. The transcript has a single exon. The coding region runs from base 505 to 1962 and encodes 485 amino acids. Gene Ontology annotation, cellular component: cytoplasm; mitochondrion; cytosol.